Molecule: messenger RNA, 556 nt
Organism: Harpia harpyja (harpy eagle)
Lineage: Eukaryota; Metazoa; Chordata; Aves; Accipitriformes; Accipitridae
Product: voltage-dependent T-type calcium channel subunit alpha-1H-like
Exons: 3
Coding region: 125-556 (143 amino acids)
Source: RefSeq, a predicted model, not a curated record
GGGGGAAGAAGAGAUCCGCCGCCUCCCGGCGCCCCGAUUGCUGCCUGGUCCCAUGUGAACUGGAAGGCACGGCUAUGCUCCUGGGGACACCGCGCUCCGCCAAACUGAGGUCCUGGCCGCUACCAUGACUGAUGGCGAGAGCCGAGAGCCGCUGCCGCGCCCGGCCGGCGGCGAGGUGCGGGUGCCCAUCACCGCGCCGCCCCGCCGCCCCGCCGAGCAGCAGCAGCAGCAGCAGCAGCAGCCGCCUGAGGAGGAGGAGGAGGAGGAUGCCGGUUCCGGUCCCGUCGGUUCUCCCUGUCGCGACCCGCCACCCGACCUGGCCUCCGAGGAGGAGGAGCAGGUGCCUUACCCGGCUCUGGCACCCACCGCCUUCUUCUGCCUCAAGCAAACCACCCGGCCGCGCAGCUGGUGCCUCAGGCUGGUCUGUAACCCAUAUCCUUUCCCCGAGGGACACCAACCCCCCCCCCCCCCGGCAGGGAAGGAAGAGGACAGUCAAGCCUCUAAAUCUCAUCCCCCCUCCCCUGAGUCCUUUACCCGGUUUAUUAAUGUUAAAUGA